AUGUGUCCCCCCUCCGAAUCGAAAACCGAGCUCUUUCUCCAGGAAGAGAAUGAAGCGGGAAAGAUCGUCCCUAUGGUGACUGUCGUCCGUCGGCACGGACGAUUGCAUUUGGUCCACCCUCCUUGGUACCGGAACAGUUUAUUGGCAAGCACGGGAUUCCUCGAGUUCGCCAAUGCCGGGGAUUUCGCUGCCAAUGUGUGGAAUGAGAUCCCCGUACCCCGACAUGCAAUGAUCCUGAUGGCCAUUGGAGGACCAAUCGCUUUGAUGAUGAGCAUUGUCGCCCUCCGCGACUUUACCCUUAGUUGGCAGAAUGUCAAACUGCUCCGCGCCGAACGCCGAUAUCUACAAUCGUUGAAACAUGAUUACUCCACAUCUGCCAACCCCGACCCGGAUUUGCUCCGGCUGAUCGACAGUCGCCUUGACCUUGGCUGGCGCGAAUUGGGCACAGAGCUUAUUGAUCGUGUCGCCAUGGACGUUUUCCUCGGUCUGGGCGCUCUCCUUGUCGGCACCGGUACGAUCAUGGCCAUUUGGGGAGCCCACCCCAAAGUCUUCGACGCCAGUAACCUCCUGUCGGGGUUCGUGGGAAACUCCUUCGCAGCAGCGUUCGGCGUCGUCAACGCGGUCUGGUCCGUCUACCUUGCCCGUCGAUUCCACCGCUACGACAGACUAUGUGCGCGCACCCCGGCUCUCUCACCGUUUCGCGACCGUUUACACCUGCGCUUCAGUAAAUUUAAGUGGCACGCCGUCGUUUCCGGGCUCACCGGACUCAUCGCCGGUGCUGCCUCCAUGGUCACAGCCAAAAUGUGGUGGGGAUACGUGGUGCUAGCGCCCUGUAUGGUGCUGCAGUUGUUAUGCAACCGGUUCUGGCGAACCCAGCUGGGCUACGACCGCCCGGUUAUCAGCGACUACGAUCAACGGGGCAUCCUAAUCCGCGAGACGCAAGAAAUCCGCGACGAAGAAAAAGAUGGACCACUACUGGAUAGUCUCGCCUCUACGGUCACCCUGUACAACGCACUCGGUGCCCUCCCCUCGCCGAGCGAGGCCCUUGACUGGACGAGUCUGGACUCGCUUGUCCAAUUCAUGAUCACGAAUGACCUCUUCGAUUCCCUCUGCGACUGGCUCGCACGCGAUAAAUCCGUUCCUUCCGACGUCCGCGACGCUGUCUUCCGCCACCCAUCUUCCUCUUCAGAGCACACGGAGAUAACAGUGUCUCCUGGCCACCUUCUCCGCGUUCCUAUCCUGAUGCAAACCCAAUUGCGCGAUCUUUGCCGUCAGUAUCUCCAAGGGGACGGGCGGAGGGUGCUGCUCUAUCGGGAGCGGUAUCUGUUAGAGAUGAUGGGGUCGAUGCUCUCCAGGGAGAGUCAAUAA
Aspergillus bombycis is the source of this 1368-nucleotide messenger RNA. RefSeq lists its product as uncharacterized. The record is from RefSeq and is a predicted model, not a curated record. The coding region runs from base 1 to 1368 and encodes 455 amino acids. NCBI's taxonomy places the organism in Eukaryota, Fungi, Ascomycota, Eurotiomycetes, Eurotiales, Aspergillaceae. The transcript has a single exon.